Varroa destructor (honeybee mite) is the source of this 8757-nucleotide messenger RNA. RefSeq names its product NHS actin remodeling regulator GUK-holder (gene gukh). Gene Ontology annotation, biological process: cell differentiation. The record is from RefSeq and is a predicted model, not a curated record. NCBI's taxonomy places the organism in Eukaryota, Metazoa, Arthropoda, Arachnida, Mesostigmata, Varroidae.
CAAUGACCAUUUUUACAUCGUACCUAGUGGUAAUUAACAUAUAAAAAAAUCUUGGACGAUUGUGUCCAUAGUAAUUACGCUCGAUGCUAAAAAUAUCACUCGGCUUGUCUUAAGUAGCCAGACAUUUUGAUACUGCUGGAUGAUGGAGAUGGAGAAAUGUGGAAAAGGUACACUCACUACCUUUCCAGACAUCGUUAACCUGCACCAAUCGGUAACUUCAACAAAAAUUCGCGACUGUUAGUCAUGGUGCCUCUCCGUAAUAACGCCCAGCGUCGAUCGCUGCUGAUUCGACAGUUGUCUAUAACACAGUAGCCAAAGACAAAGGCAGCACAGACGUCUUGAUGAACGAGAUUCUGAAUAAAUAUAUGUCUCUAUAUGUGUGUGACAGAACGAUGCCUCUUUGCGAAGCGAUGCAGCAAGCGACGCAUCUUCACUAUCAGCCCCAACAUGGAUGGUCUUACUACAACAAUGGUACAAGUUUGGCCGCAACACGGUGAUGAGAUAGUGCUUACUUUCUCUGCGUAGACAUGCCUUCCUUCAUCCUGUGCAUGUGUCAAGCAUCAAUGUGUGUCUUCUCUAUAGCUACGUUCCGGGCGUUUUUUUUUUUUCUAUCAGUAAUUGACUGCUACUACUACAGUAAAGUGAGCGAGUAUAGACGGAGCCGCUGCUGCAGCGUGCCAUAAUCGCGGAUCACGACAUGGUCAGGUUUCUGCGCCGAAGAAAACAACGCCAAUCAGCUGGAACUGACUCGAUAGUAUGAGCGGCAUUUGGGCAAUUCGAAGAGCAAGAAAGUUACUGUUGGGCUCCAAUGAGAUCUUCCCGAUGGCUGACUGACCGUUUCGAAAAAGCGACAUCGUCAAGCGCAUUCGAGUCACAAGACCAGGACCUCGUGCUUCGUGUGAGAUGCGUCAGUGCGUAAAACGUUUCCUGGGGCAUUGCUUGCACGAGCUAGGAUUCCGGUGUGCAGAUUGUGUGUCACAACUUAGCAAGUGCUGAAGCACUCUAAUGGCUCAAGCGGACCUCACAUGGUUCAGCCAGCAGAAGACGCAUUUCCGUAGCCCACAGCCGAUGACGACAAACAUUUUUUUACGCGAAACUCGACCGGAGUGCGUGCGCCGCCUCUACGAUGGGGCCGCCGCUAAAAAUGACGGUCAAGAGGUAUGCGAAGUUGUUUGGGGUGACGAACAACGACGGAAGAAGAAAGAACUCCUAGAAAUUGAAACUAGAAGGCCUACCAUUCUUACGCCGGUUCACCAGCGGUCACGAUCGGCUCCGGCUCGUGCCACAGCUACUGCGGACGAUCCUUCCUUCACGCAAAAUCAAGAUGAGACCGAUGAAAUUGAAGGAGUGACGGUACUCGCAGAUGAUGAUGUUAAUAAUGACGAUGAUGAGGUGGUCCACAAAGUCAUCGUGUUGCCUACGCCGGAAGAACAACUUGCCCAGCUAACCAAGGAGUUCCCUCCGGCGAUUAUUGCCAUAGACACCUCGGAGAAAUCCUUCAAUCGAAUGGCCGCUAUGAGGAAGUCGCUAAUACAUGUUGACUUCUUUAUCCGGACCAAAAACCGCAAGAACAAAAAAGUCAAACGGUCAAAUACGGUCUGCGAUUCCUGCUCGCAGGGAGGUACCGUCCGCAGAAACAGCUGCGGGGUAAAUGCCAUCGGUGGGCAAUUGAAGCUCAGUCACUCGUCGGUUCAGACUGAUGGAAACGCUAACAAUCCGCCCACCAGUGCAAACAACAUAGGCGGUGGUGGGAGUAAUCAACAACAACAAUUAAAAGAGCGCACCAAACGAAGAUCCGAGCGUCUCUCCGCGGGUUCAGUGAACGUUGUUAGCACCAGCGUCGCUGGAGCCGAUUCAUCCGGAUCAUCUCAGGAUAUUCCGACAACCCUUAAGAAUGAAAAACGCAUUUCGUUCUAUGAAAAGUUGAAGCAGAUGGGCCGACGCCGAGAGACAUCAAAAGAGCGUAAGGACGAGAAUAAUAAGGACAAAGAUCUCAGCAAGGAUUCAGCAAAGGAACAACAGGUCGUUUCCGCUAAUGGCGACGGUGUUAGUAACGUCGUCAGCCAAGAAGAUACACAACGACAGCUUGAAACGCAGGAAAGCCAGCAACAACAAAAGGCAGGAGCCAAACUGCCAAUAUCAUCGAACUCGCAGGCUAUCAACGUUGCCGUGAAGCUUCGCGAGUCUUCAUCUAGCAGACCGAGUGAGCAGGGACAAUCCUCAAGCGGCCACUGGUCCGGGACAUCAUCAGGUGCCUCCACAAGAGCUUCUGACUACGAUCGUGACGUCUCGCCGCCGACGGUACAGGAUUCAACAGGAAGCUCAGGGCACGACCGAAGUGGUUCCUCCGUCGCUCCCAUUAAAAAGUCCCCCUCUGAAAGCUCACUCGAAAAGGACUCAGCUCUAUCCGACACAACACAGACCACUGAUCGCGCCCCCGCACGAAUCCUUUCCCCUGUGCGACUAAAAGCAAUACGCUCACCUCAGCGCCUUGGUCAACUCCGUAAGAUUUCCACGUGCUCUGACGACGGCGAAUCAUCGACGUACUCCGUAGACACGGACGGUUACUACACGUCAAUGCACACUGAUUCUGGCGUACCACACCAAAUACCGGAAAAACUUGUUGAGGAACCUGAACCAUCGCCAGGAAUUAUGGUUCCUGCUGGCAGCGUUGUCGAUUCGGGAGUGAUGCUCGCCCGCCGCGCCUCACAGGGUUCUAUUGACACAGCUAGUGUGAACAGUAUCCUGUCAGCGUGCGACGCACAAGCUAUCUUAGACGACGACGAUCUCCACGACCUCAAAACCCUCACGCUCACCAGGGCUCGAAUAAGUAAGGACGCAACGGCUGCAGCGGUAUCGCAUUUAGCUCAAAGUACACCGAUGAAGUCAAAGGACAAACCAAAGCCACCGCCGCCGCCGCGAACGUCGAGUGUUCUCUCUCCACUUCAAGGCACGUCUCUUAUCAAUCAGACGCCAAACGCCACUCUCUCUACAAAUCAGGCAAUGGCCAACAGCACCCGAUCCGCACUGUCGGAAACAGAUAAUGAGGGUUUCAUUAUGAAAACCGCAAUUAACGUUUAUAGAUACCCCUCAAUCUGUGUUGUCAGUGGUUCCUCUGAAACGUCCGAAAGCAGCGACGAAACACGGAACCCCCUUGAGGUAUCGCAAGUUUCAUCGUUGUCUCCUAUUAACAGCAGUGGAAAAGGAAUACAGAUAUUGCAGUCGCCGACAACGCCGACGGCAUUGCAACAACAAAAGCAGCAGCAGCAGCAAGUUCAGCAACAUGAGACACUUCAAGGUGAGCUCCAUGUGUUCCAGAUCAAGAACGCCUUUCAACCUGUUGUCAUGCAUCCGACACGGCUAAGGUCCUUCUCGAUCGACGAGAAUGCUAACGAGAAACAACAAACACAAAUGGAUUCGCUUAAUAAUGAGAUAGCGCAAGCCGGCAUGGACCGCCUCAAGCAGUUGCAUCAGCUGGAAUCAGAGUACUCUAGUCUACCUCCGAUGAUGCAUGUGGGUCAGGCUCAGAUUCUGCGACUCGACACCGAGUCUUCCCAGCAACAGGCCGAGAGCGCCAUGAAAACACAGGCCUCCUCAUACCAAAGACUGUACCGGCCGACGAGCCUGCUGGCCAGGAAGUACGCGGAUAAGGAAUGGCUGACCGACGGUCCCAUGUCACUCCCACUGGAACUUGUCUCAAACGAAGUUUCUCUGCGGAGGAGACAGUCCCCUGCUGUGAUCUCGCCUACUCGUGGUAUUCUAUCUAGAAACUCGGAAAUUCUUUCACAGUCGUCGCCAACUGACACGGAGACAAAGAGCUUGUCAGAGAGUCCUGUCGACAAUAGUCCCUUGGGUAUUCCACUUCCCCCUCCUCUCUCGUACCAUCCGUCCAUUCUCGACGAGGGUUCAGUUCGGGAGCCGUCGGUGGCGCAAAGUCCUGCUAAAUCUCUGGAGGACACCUCAGGUUCCCAACAGGUAAAGUACUCAACCCUGUCGCUUGGACGCACCGCGCGAGUUUCUGAUUUAAUCAGAUCGACUACAUCAGCUACGAUACCUCGAUCGUUCAAACCGGCUGGCAACGAAGAAGGGGCCAAUACACCGAACUCUGCCAAUAGCUCAACUAUCGCUAGAGUACUAUUGCGUUCCGAGACGGAAUCGCCAAGUAUCUACGUAUCUGCCACCCAAGAUGCCCAAAGAUAUCAGAGAACUACUACGACUAGCGUAGAAGCGUGUGACACUACUAGUGGCUCGGCAGUUAUGGUGCGUCCUCCGUCCGCGGCAUCCGAACGCUCGAUGGGGGUUGAGGGUCGAGGCACCCCGCUGAACCAUUUCUCACCAAUCGCAUCACCGCAACUAAAUGCUCCUAGUCCCCUCGUACAUCCAAUUGCCGUCACCCCAGUCCAGAAUCAUAACCCUGUAAAUAAUCCCAGAUCACGAUCAGGUAUAGUCGAUCUGGACCUAAAUCUGGAGUCUUGUUAUGUGCCACCGCCUCAGCCCGAGAUGCCGACCCCCCCGAACAGACCUUCGCGGCCAUCUAGCCUCUACGAUGAUAAGGUGUAUGCCACGUUUCUUCCCGGACCCCACACACCUGUGGCCACUUAUGUCCCAACGAAGCAGUACACACCACAAAACAACCCAUCAAGCGUACCCUCCAAUUAUGCGGUGCCAUUUGACACCCAACCACUGUCAAGACUUCAUAUGAAGGGAUUCUCCCCGAACGAAAAUUGCCUUCCAUUGUGCAGCUCGGAGAUGCCAACGAGUGUGGUAGGAAGCGGUAGGUCUCAGUAUUUUAACAAUGCAACAUACCAAGCGCCCGCAUCGCUAUUGUUCGAGCGACCGGUGUAUAGUAGUCCAUACGGAUAUCAAUCAGCUGUAGCAGACUCGAAUCAUUCUAUCAGCGUCACUGGACAAACGCCUGCGGAGGCGGCGGUAACAAUUGGCGCGACAGCGGCCACUAAACGAGACAAACUCGUCUGGUCGAAUCCGCUCGCGAACUGCAUGCCCCUAACGCGCGACCAAAAUGCCGCUCCGCCCCCAGGCCCUUCGAUCGAAACCUAUGCACGAGACUACCAUAAAGGUUCACCUUUCCUAGGCGAAACUCAGGUUGCCUUACAGCCGCAGCCCACCACGACGACGGAUCUGAGUGACACGAGCCAGCAACAUCACAGCCAACCGCGCGAUAGAAGGUCAUGGUCGGUGCAAAGUGAGAACCCUCCGCCGCAGCAAAGGGACGCGAGACGAGCCUCUCUAGCCAGCGAUCGUCUGGGUCCCUGCAAGCCCACCUCGCUAACGGACUUUAAGCGUCUUCUGAUUCAGACAAGGAGUCAGAUGAAUCCCGCUGGCGAGAGGAAGUCUGCCACAAAAUUGCUCAAAAUCGCCAAGCCGAACCCAAAUUCCACGUUCUCUUCCACUGCGUCCGCAUCGAUGGGUGGAGGAGCCUCGUCGAUUUCCGGUAGCGUCAAGCGAGGCGCGGGAAUCAAGUUCAACUCAACAGGAAUCGAGCCCAUCCAAGAGGAAGUCGAAAAUACACAGAAUUCACCGGCUAAACUUUCUGUUGUUUAGCAUAGCUGAUACAUACAUUAUGAACAUAAUGACAAAUGGUAAAAAUGGAAAAUGUCACGUUAUUUACAGUUACAUCACAAAGUCAGCGUUAGUCGUAGGUAGCAUCAGCAAAAGAAUGAAGUAAAUAUAUGACAUCGUAAGAACGCACGAGUAAGAACCACCCUGUUUGUCCAUUAAGUUGCAUAAGUCAUGAAAAUAGAAGAAGAUUAAGCAGUAACAAUUAAUACGAAACCGUCGUCGUCUGCAGAGUAAAAACCAAAAGCCCAUUAGAAGUAUUAUUGCAUCUCUGACGAGUUUUCUCAUCAACUUACCACAUACGAAAACUGCGACACAUACGACAGGGAGCAUGUCGAACUACGACAGUCUUGCCACUUUCGUCGUGGACUUAAUUCCUAUUCAAUGCCAGUCAGCGACUCGAUUAUCUCACACUCAAGCAAUUUGGCUUUCAUCCUACGUUUUUUCAAAAAUUAGGUUUGUCACCGGGUGUCGACACCGGCGUACCGUUAUUGCCACUUUCGACAACCACCGACUUAGUUGAUUCUAAUGAAUUGUCAUACAAUCAUGAUAUACAAAUCAGCUAUUCCAGGCAAAUGAUGAAGCAGCCUCACUGUGAACCUACUCAGCUCGUGAGUUGUUUUCUCCUUAAAGUACACGAACCAAUCCUUUUCUAGUAGCUAUCGAUCAGUCUCUUCGAGUUCCCGCUAUCGUCCGCAUACAGCGAGAGUAACGAUUAUAUUCAAGCCAAGAUCGAUUGAUUAACUAUGGUCUGGUAGCGACAAACACCCUAUUAUCUCGCACUCUCUUUCUGUUCCGGUACUGUUGUAACGGGUACGUAAACACGACCACAAGCCAGCAUCCCUGCAUGCGUACGUACACGUGCAGAGCACGUUCAAGAGCAGAAAUACACCCACCUGGUAUUUGUGGUAGAGUCAGCUCUCAUAUUUAGCUUCAUAAAAAUUCAUAGGUGCUAUAUUCAUUUGGUGAAAAGCUCCGUCCGCUCAUUUCACUUACAACUAAAACCACAACGAAUAAAGACAGUUUCUUGGUUCUCGUUUCACGUGUAACUUCAGCUUACCUCGCUACCAUCGAGACAAAAGACUCUCUUAGGUACAAAAUUUGAAUUCCCUUCCGGGAAGCCAUUGACAUGUUUCAUCACCAUCAUUUCCAUACACAUUCCCGUUGAUGGAAGCUAGCCAAAGUAAAGUAAACGCCGAAAAGGUCGUACUGACAAAAAUGUACAUCAAAAUACAAUAUUUUACUACGCGGUAAUUGAUAGCAAUACGUGCAGCAACCGUUGAUGAGUAUAAGAAAAAAUUAGCGCGCAGUUUUGCAGGCAGAGGCCUGCAGGUCCCAGAGGCCGAUGUACCAGGCGGGCAUAUGUACCCGAGUUAUGGUGCUGUCGGCGACGAAUGCUGAAGUAAGUCCUCCCUCGAUUGACACCUUUGGCAUUAAUAAUCCAUUCGCCCCAUUGAGACACGCCUGCUUCAAAGACGUACAAUAUUUUGUUAAGAAAUGUUAGUUAAGGACGAUAUACUGCCAUAGGUGUGGCUAUACGACCCAAAAUGACCUGAAUCCCCAACAGAAGCUAAUUGUUCUAUAUACAGAUACAGAGUAGUAAACAGACACAGAUUAAUGCGCUGUUUGUAGCAAAGGGGUGUGUUUAUUGAGAAAUAUGUCACAGUUUACAGUGGAGCUAGUUAGAGAUCGAAAGCGUUUGCCGUAAUCGUACGAUGGCGUCAAAUGUUAGUUCAUAGAUGUGAUUUGUAUUUAUUAAAAAAUCACAUGGUAAAGAAAAGGACGAAUGAGUAACAAAUUAAUCAAUGAAACAAUUGUACGCCUUUUAAUUAAUAUUGUCUAUGCGAACUCAAGUAUAUCAGGUUCGUACUAGUCUCUUGAUUUACCAGCGAAUUUAUUCAUUGUUACCGUUCAGAAGAGCAUUUUUGAAAAAUUCAAUGAUUUUUGCGUCCAGCUUGACGAGAUGGGCUGUACGUAACAAUUGUCUGGGUACGCUACGUGUUUCGUCGGGUCGAGUAACGACUAAAUGCAAUGCAACGGCUGAGGCAUCUGUAGAAUUUUGAGCGCGACUGAAUAAAGGUAAACAUACAAAUAUUGAGUAAAGUAUGUGAAUGUAUUGCAAAUUAUAUGGUAAUACAAACAGAUCAGCAACUAAAGGUUGUACAUACUGUAAUUUGGAUAAUAUAUUACUCCUCAUGUAGAUAUAGAAUGUGUAUAUCGUAACAACUGUAAGAGAAAUAUAAAAAAAUUAUUAAAGAUGAAGGAGUCUGAAGAAAAUAAAGUAUUUUUAGUUUCAGCUCAAGAAAAAGACUGAUAUGAUGUCCUUGUUUGUUGCUACUGGCUGCUGAUCUAGAUAGGCUGACGAAUGCCCGUGGUGCGUGCAAUUUCAAAGAGUGCAAUGAGUGGAACCUUGUAAAAGUCAUUAUUGCGAGAAUUUUAUCAAUUACGAUGUUAAGGAAUCAAAAUGUGGGACACAAAGUAGCAAUAGAACAGGGCCCUAUGAGCAAAUGGAUAGUUACAUAUUAGUUAUCUUGGACAACAGCACAGUUUCACGUUUUCGGGGCUGACAGAGCUUUGUAAAGACAAGAUUUUUUCAGUCGGGCCGCGGAGCGUUGAUACGUGAGCACCGCGUUAGCGUUAAACGCCGAAGCUUUCGUAAAGAUGACAUCACAGACAUAAGCUAGGGAAAUGGGUCGUUAAGUAAGAACGAUUGCUUCGGUGAGAAGAGCAAGACAGAGGAUGCCUUGUACACCAAUACUGUAAUACCUGAAGCCCAAAAUUGGUUAAUCUAUAGCCAGCGAUGGACUCUAAAUGCAGACCUCGCAUUUUCUUUCGUAAUCGGGCAAACGCUAAAGGAGUCGAGUCGAGAAAAAUUUGCAGAUAUUGUAAAGUGUCUCGUUUCCGAUAAAACGGGGUAUUUUGCUGAAAUUCGAGAAAUUUAUACAGUUUGACUCACUGGUUAAGACAACGACAAUUAAUGCUCGGUACCGACAAAACUAGAGGGCCAUAUUUGUUUGCAGGGAUCAGCUUUUACAGCAUUUAAAAGCUGCAGCAGUAGGAAAAGAUGGGCCAAGAACAGUUUUCUAUUGAAGGCUCGUCACACAUUUUUGCACUCCUGCACAUAUUUUCCAAUGAAUAAUGAAGAACUCUCGUUGAAUGAGAACGUCUGCUAUCGCUAGA